UCAUAAGUUUAACUCUUUAUAACAAUGUUAUUAACAACAAACGGUACUCUAUACUUGUAAACAAAUAGACCAAAGUUUUAGCGGGAAACCGGAAAGGAUCAUCUUCUAGAUUGACGUAGGUCAGGUGUAUUAUAGGCGUACCUCAUUUCUUUUCACGCAUAGAGCGAUGGAAGAAGCUUCCCCCGACCCUCCUCGCCGGACAAGAGCUGCUCUUGCUGAGAUUCCUGCCCGCUUGGACCGUUUACGAGUAACUCCCUUCAGAACUCUCACCAAUACCAGAGAAACGUCACCAGGUCUACCCUCCGGUUACUUAAGUCCUGCUCCUUCACCAGAUGAACAACUAAUACAGCAACGAGGUCGUAAACGUUUACCGGACAAUUGGUCUCCUGACAUCGAUAUAAAGCAGAAUGCUACAUUUCACUCCACUGUUCGUACUCCACCCAAAAAUGUAUCUGGUCGAAAUUCACCAUCAAAGCUAAGUAUUUCAUUACGUUCGACACCCAGAAAACGCUUGUUACUAAGCGAUUCAGAUCGCAUACCUUUAACACCAGAGAAAAUAGAUUUCAGUGACAUUAGCACUCCUCAGAAGUUUAAAAUUACAAGCCCAGUGAAGGCUUCUCCCCCUAUUAAGCGUUGUAGACUUGAAUGUACUCCAGACGUAAGUUACAAAGGCCCAAUAGAUUCAGCGCUUAAAGGCUUGAGUCCUACACAAUUGAUAAAUAUGAUCAAGAAGAUUACAUACAAACAUCCAGACUUGGAAGAAGAGAUUAGAAAUGAUAUGCCUGCCCCCGACCUCACUCCCUUGGAGGAAAGACUAAGUUAUUUGAAAUCGAAUAUCUUCAAAGGUUUACCUGUCUCCAGGUUGACUUCCAAAACAGAUUCUCCAGCAUACUCUAGAGUUUCAAUUCAUCUAACGGCGUUUAAGAAGUGUUUGAUUGAACAAGGGAAGGUUUUAGUUGAAUCCCAACAUUGGAAGUCUGUGAUGGACUAUGUGUUUAUAGCAUGGAGUUAUGUACGAGCUACUCCAGUAUGGGACAAUCAGCCCCACAACGCUCAUAGAAAGCAAUGUUUCAAAGCACUCACAAACUUUUGUAUGAUGGCUUUGAAGAAAGGGCUCUUUAACAAGGAGUAUUUGAUUGAUAUUCAUGAUAAACUUCAAAGUAUGGAGGCAGAUAGUGAAGAUGUUAAGUCAAGUCUCAGAUUUAUACAGGGACAGCUGCAAACUGAAUUGUAAACUUAAUACAAUUAAUUUUAUUAAGUAUGAAUGUGUGACAAGGUUUGAUGAUUCUACUUUUAUGCAAACUAAAGCAAACAGAUUAGAACAUCAACUAUUGAAUUAUAAUAACUUUGUAUGUACUCAAUUAGCUAAUUAUUUAAUAUGAUAUUAUAUUAAUUUAUUGCUGCUUGAUUUCGACUUCUGUUUGCUUAAUUCUUUUUAUUAGUUUUAAUUAACUCAAUACAUAAGUUUUAAUGAUGUACAAUUAUUGAAAAUAUUUUCACAUAAAUGAUUAGCCUGUAUUGUAUGAUUUAUAUAUUAUGGGCUAAUGCAUUCACACAUUCAAACAAAUUGAGAAAAUGUGACUUGUUCAUCAAAUGAUUUAAUAUAAGACAAUAUAGUACCAUAAACUUCCAGUUAACUUGUAUAGUUUUAGGUUUGAAAGACAAACAUGUGAGGGGCCUCAUGGUAACAAAUACCGCUGCCCCAUUUCAAUUGUUUUGUCUUUGGCCAUAAGUUGAGUGGCGAUUAUUACUAACCAUCAUUAAUAUAUGGAGCUAGUUUCUCCUAUAUUUUCGUAAAAGUAGAUCAUGAAUCUAUUGCUACCCUAAAAGUUUUUUUUGGAGUAUGCAGAUGUCGUGCCUUUAAGAAAUUAUUUUGUUGACUGUUGGCUAGCAACUAUAUUUUUUUACUUACGCCUAAGUAUACUUGGGUAUAUUUCAAUAAAAAUUUUAAGCGAACUGGAAUAAUUAAAGAUUUUUGUUCUUCUAAAACUUAAUUAAAAAAUUUUAAGUAAUGAUAUCUAUUAUUGCAUUUUCGCCCUCAACCACAAUUCUGGGAGAAUAAUUUACUUAUCAGGUUUGUUAUUCCGAACAAAUAUUGUAAGUAUUCAAUUGGGUUUGUUUCCGAAAUGUCUCUAUAUAAAGUAAAUGUUAAGGAAUGUUAUCGAAAAUUAGUUAAGGAAACUUUAUCUUUCCAUAAUUGUGUGCCUUAAUUUUAUUUAGUCGUUAAGAAUGGAAUGGGAUGAAUUAUUUUUGAUACCUACCCAAGAUUGUUAAAAGAGGUGAAGACACAGACUUCAUUCAGCAUCAGUAGUUAGUUACACAAUGAAAUAUAUUUUAAAAGGAUGGGUGCGUGCAAAGUAGGGACAAAGUAUGAUCGGCGGGCGAUAAAUAGUUGAUGAUUAAUAAGGAUUAACUCACAUUAUAAUGGCCGUUGUCGAAUGGCGACCACAUACCGGAAAUAAGCAGUGUUGGUAGGCCCCCCACAAGAUGGACCGAGGCUCUGGUCAAGAUCGCCGGAAUAGGUGGGAUGAAGGCAGCCCAGGACCAAUCGUCGUGGAGAUCUUUGGGGGAGGCCUUUGUCCAGUAGUCUUCCGGCUGAUAUGAUGAUGAUGAUAAUCGUGACGGGAAGGAACUUAAAUCGCAAUCAAUAAAAUUCCCUUAGUUGACGGAAGAUGUUGUUUGCACACAUAAUUUAAAGCUGUGAUUCAUAAAUCUUAGCAAUCCCAAAACAUAUUCUACAGAAAGUUAAGAUGAAAUUUCAAACCAUUAAAAAAGGAAUGUUGUAAGAAAGAAAUACAUUUUCAUUUUUUAAUUUCAGUGCCACUAAGUAUAUCAAGACUAAUUAUCCAAAUGCGACCCUCCAUUUUAUCAUGUACUUGUUACGUACCCUGUCUACAGGAUGCUACAAAAUCAACCAAGAACAUAAAUAUAUUUUCUGUAAAUAAGCACAUUUUAAAAAAAAGUAAAAAAUCGGAGUAAUACCGUACCCAAUUAUAAUAGUUUGGACGCCUCUGCCUUCGGGAAUUUUCCCCCGCCCACACACCCAUUUCAUUCAUAAUUCCUACGAGCUGUACCGUAGUUACAAAUAUUGCGCUCUAGGUACAUGAACAUAUUAAAAUAUUCUUCAUUCGAGUACAUAACGCACAAAAACUAUCACGAACUAACAGUAUAACACCAGAAAUCACGCAACUGACGCGAGUGCAAAAUUUGCACUCCCGAUCUCGAAGCGUGUUGACGUGUAACUGAGUGACUGUAAUUUGUAAUUUUGUAAAGCAUUAAUUCUAAUUUCCGUGAUUGGCGGCAUCGAUCAAAGAACAUACAAAGGUGCGAUAGGCCCCGCCUUAUUCGUUUGAGCCGCCGCUUAGCUGAUGCUAGCUCUCCGCCAUUGGACCGAGGUCAGGGCGAUGACCUCAGUUUACUGGCAGAAUAAUAAGUCAGGCGUUCUCAAGAUUUUUUAAAUCAUUUAAUGUUCUUUUGCUGUAGCUAUUGCUAUGGGUUAGUCUAAGCGGUUUUGAUUUUCAAUUUUAUUUUUAGUGUUGUCUCCGCAUUCAACUUCAUGUCCGUGUCAAAUAUUGUACAUGUUUUUUUUAACACACUGUAUAGUCGUGGUAUACAUGGUAUAUGUUUAACAAAAGAAUUGUUUGACUGAGGUAGAUACAUUUUAUGGUAUGCCAGUACAUUCUACGUACGAUUCUUGAGCAUUGAGCGAAAUUACCUGGGACCUCCUGUCGCGUUUGCUGAUGAUACGCCCUGCCUUAUCUAAUAUAUUAUUGCUGUGCAUUUGUCAACACACUUCCAGCUCUUGUAGUUUUGGGAUCUAUAUGUCAAUUAUUUUAAAAUUUGUGUGUUCUUGCGUAAAAACUUGGGCUGCAUUUAGUGCAUGACCGAUGGUCAGCGCUGACGUUGGUCGAUCGUAGCUAAUUACUAUGAAAACAUAUGAACGCGUUCAGUCCAGCGCUGAUGAAUUGCUACACCCGUAGGUAAAGCUACGGCGCGCUGACGAGAAUCGUCGAUCGGGCUCAUCGGUCCGUUGACGCGCUAUGGCGAUAAAUUAUACACGCUCAAUCAAGUUUGUUGUCAGCUGAGCACUAAACGCAUCAUUGUCAGCGCGUACGGAUACGGGCUACGGUCGACCGACGUCAGCGCUAACCGUCGGUCAUGCACUAAAUGCAGCCAGUGUAAGACUGUAAGGCCUAGUUCAUAUACAAACAUAAAUGCUAACGAAAGUCUCUUCGGUGAAUUGUAUACUCACUCUUUCGCCGUCGUUUGUUAUAUAUGGACCCGGCAUAAUGCAUAACGUAAUGGAAUCGAUUCAACAGUUUUAUGUUAAGUGUAUUUUAAUCAUUGUUCUAUUGUGCCUUUGUCGACGUUGAAUGUAGACUUCCUAAGAGAUAUGUGUGCUGUUUUAAAUAAAUCGUGAGUAAUAAA
Molecule: messenger RNA, 4428 nt
Organism: Leptidea sinapis
Lineage: Eukaryota; Metazoa; Arthropoda; Insecta; Lepidoptera; Pieridae
Exons: 3
Coding region: 167-1234 (355 amino acids)
Biological process (GO): proteasome localization; nuclear protein quality control by the ubiquitin-proteasome system
Cellular component (GO): nucleus
Source: RefSeq, a predicted model, not a curated record